Messenger RNA from Neoarius graeffei (lesser salmon catfish), 1075 nucleotides. RefSeq names its product E3 SUMO-protein ligase ZBED1-like. The transcript has 2 exons. NCBI's taxonomy places the organism in Eukaryota, Metazoa, Chordata, Actinopteri, Siluriformes, Ariidae. Bases 212 to 805 code for a protein of 197 amino acids. The record is from RefSeq and is a predicted model, not a curated record.
CGGGACAUAAUUUGCCAGUCCUCGCUAAUAAUAAUGAGGCAGCAUCCUUUGAGGUAAUAUCUUGGAGCAGCAGCUUGCAAUUUGUGCCACCUUGCUGUCACCAGAAGUUCUAAGUGGAGAGGCAGACCUCUACACACUCAAUGAGACAGACAUUUCAAACGCAGAGGACACUCUGAGCGCCCUAAAACCACUGAAGGAUACCACCACGCUCAUGUCUGAAGAGUGUAAUCCAACCAUCUUUCUGAUUGCUCCUCUCAUCGCACAACUUCUCCAAAACAUGACAGACACCAUCAGAGACUCACCCAUAAUUCAUGAGAUCAAGAAUGCUGUCAGAACAGAUCUCAUGAACAGGUACAGCACUGAGGCAGAGAAAAAGAUGCUUUUAACAGCCUCUGCCCUGGAUCCUCGCUUUAAGGGAUUGCCCUUUCUGACAGAGGAGGAAAGACUGGAUGUAUACAAAGGAUUGACUGAGGAGGCAGCAUCCUUUGAGAAUGAGUGUAUUCUGACCAGGGGGACAAAAGUAGUUGAAGCACCUGAGGGAACAGGAACUGCGCAAGAAGAAACACCAAUGGAAGGCGGCCCAUGUGCUCCCAAAAGAAAGGCCUCAUCGCUGCUAGUGAAUUUGCUGGGACAGUCUUUCUGUGAUACUGAAGGUACAGUAGAACCUACGACCCCCUAUGCCAUAGCCGAAGAGGAAAUGAAUGAAUACUGCAAAGCCUCAUCCCUGCCUCUGUCUGAGGAUCCCUUGAACUGGUGGCGGGUACAUGAGGUCACAUUUCCUCUCCUCUCUCGGCUGUCAAAAUGAUACUUGUGUAUCCCUGGCACAAGUGUAUCCGCAGAGCAUGUUUUCUCGACUGCAGGAGAUGUGGUCACUGCAAAAAGAUCCGCUCUCAAACCAGAGCAUGUAGAUCAACUGGUAUUCUUGCAUAAAAACCUACAAUUUCCCAAAUGCUGAAACUCAAUGUUUGUCAUGUUUUGCACUUUCAGGAAGUGCCCUGUGCCCAAUGCUCUUAUCUUAUAUUAUAGCUUUUAUUUAGUGUAGCACUGCAGAAUGUUUUUUGUUUUUGAUACUUGA